Molecule: messenger RNA, 613 nt
Organism: Microdochium trichocladiopsis
Lineage: Eukaryota; Fungi; Ascomycota; Sordariomycetes; Xylariales; Microdochiaceae
Product: mediator complex, subunit Med21
Exons: 3
Coding region: 93-518 (141 amino acids)
Biological process (GO): regulation of transcription by RNA polymerase II
Cellular component (GO): mediator complex
Molecular function (GO): transcription coregulator activity
Source: RefSeq, a predicted model, not a curated record
CAGGAGCAGCUCCAACUUCGCAAGCUCCAGCUUGUACCUGAAGUCACGAAACUCUCAGCUGCAGUGCGCGCAACCAACCCAAGCUGCACAAGAUGGGCGACCGCCUUACACAGCUCCAGGAUGCUGUCGACCAGUUUGCGACGCAGAUGGUUGCUUCGAUCCACUACCUGAACCGCCAUCACGACCUCGAGCUUUUGGGUCCCAAGGACCAGAUCAACCAGGCUACGAAGCAGAACGCAGAGGAGGAUCAGAAAGAAAUUGACCCGCACCCCUCCGACAGCUUCAACGCCUCGCAGCUCGAGCUCGCCCGAGAUCUCAUAACAAAGGAACAGCAGAUCGAGUACUUGAUCUCGAUCUUGCCGGGCUUGCUCAACAGCGAACAGGACCAGGACCGCACGAUCAAGGAGCUCGAGGAGGAACUCAAGGUCGCCGAGGCGCAGCGCCAGGAUGCCGUGAGGGAGAAGGAGGUCACAAUGAAGAAGCUCGACGAGGUGAUUCGGAGCAUCCGAAGGCCGUGAGGGUCAUCUAUGACGAGAGUACAAGUAUUGCUUUUGCAGCAUGGCGUUAUGGUGUUUUCUGAUAUAUAGACACGGCCGAUGGCCGAGGUUUUGUU